UGGAGUAAACAAUAACAGAUUUUUCAUUUUUGGUCAAUUUUUAAAAAAGUAAAGUACUGAAAAGUCUUAAAGUCCGCAUGGAAUCAAAAUUGACUUUAUUUACUUUAUUAACACACAUUGCUAGUCUUGAUGUGAAGUUGUGAACAAUUAAUCCGUGCAAGUUGAUCCGCUGAAAAAACAUAUUUGGCAUUGUAAUCUUUAAUCAAAAUCUGAGCAUUUGCUUCCGCUCUGGAAUGGCAUUCCUUCUCUGAUGGCGUCAGUUUGACGGCUUGGGCAGAAUAUACUUAAACACACACCUCCAACCGUUAUUAGUUGCUAUGAGUGAGAGACAGAGAGGAGGAGCUGGAAAUACGUCACUACACUGAAAUAAAGCUGGCAGCAACAUCCGGUUCACGCGGAGUUUAAAAACAUUUUGUUUGAAGAUGAUUAUUUAUAUCUUUGUCCCACACACCAUCAUAGAAUCAGGGAUUACAUGAAUGAACAAAGGCAAUUGAGACAGCAUAAAUCCAUAAAAGAACUAAGACAACUUCUCCAAAUCGGAGAAUGAUUUACCUGGAAAGUACAGUAUUGUGAAAAGUUUUAGGCACUUACUCCCCCCUCCCUUUUCUUCAUGGUGGUCUUACUUUAAUAAUUUUAGUCACCAGCAGGGCAAGUGCUGUCACAGCUUGCAAGACAUACAGCCUUAACUCAGGAUGCACCCUGAUCUGUCGCCCCAUCUACAUACUGACGAGUGCAAUCAACUUAUAACACUUCUCAAACAGUGCCACAAGGAGCAUAACGUCCUCAAGUUCUUUGGCACAUGUAAUGAUGUGGACCGUGCAAUGCGGGACUGUCUCAAGAAA
Messenger RNA from Sinocyclocheilus grahami, 842 nucleotides. RefSeq names its product C-x(9)-C motif containing 2 (gene cmc2). The transcript is spliced from 2 exons. The record is from RefSeq and is a predicted model, not a curated record. The annotation marks the transcript as partial. Lineage: Eukaryota; Metazoa; Chordata; Actinopteri; Cypriniformes; Cyprinidae. Gene Ontology annotation, cellular component: mitochondrion.